AUGGAUCUGAGUGAACAGCAGACGGUGCAUUACUGUUCAGAUUCUGGAAAUGCUUCUUGCUUCAGAGAAAUCCGAGCAACAUCAGUGUGUGUGAUACUCUACCUGAUUUCAGGAGCAGUGGUAAUGAUUACAAUUGCUGGAAACCUGGUGGUUAUCAUUUCCAUUUCACAUUUUAAACAGCUUCACACGCCAACUAAUCUCCUUGUGCUCUCUUUGGCCGUGGCAGAUCUGCUUGUAGGUGCAAUUGUAAUGCCUUUCACAGUUAUUCAGUCUAUAGAAACCUGUUGGGAUUUUGGACACAUAUUUUGCUUUUUUUAUACAUUUUGCCUUGUAUUGCUAACCUCAGCUUCUGUAAACAAUUUGGUGUUAAUAGCUGUUGAUCGGUACUUUGCUUUGUGUGACCCAUUUUUUUACUCUAGCAAAAUAACGAAUAACUUGACUUUGCUUCUUAUUUUAUUUUCAUGGAUCAUAGCUUUAUGUUACACAGUAGCAGUGGUUUAUUUUAAAGUAAAUUUGGAAGAUGCAGAAGGAUUUAAUAAAUGCUCAAAUAACUGUCUAUUUGUGUUAAGUCCAGCUUGGGGCUUAAUUGAUCUCAUGGUUUCGUUUCUUUUGCCCUGUUUUGCAAUGUUAUGUUUAUACACAAGAAUAUUUUUUGUUGUAAAAAAACAUAUAAGAGCUAUUCAUUCUGUAACGGCUCAGGUAGGCGCUAAUAAUGGGAAACAAAAAGUUGCAAGUUUUUCUGAACGAAAAGCUGCAAAGACAUUAGGAAUUGUAGUGAUUGUGUUUUUUAUUUGCUGGGUGCCAUACCACAUUUGUACAAUUAUUGAUUCUUAUAUGGAUUAUUCAGUUCCCUCUCUUCUAAUGUAUAUUUUCUCAUGGCUCAUCUAUAUUAAUUCCGGCAUGAAUCCAAUAAUAUAUGCUUUAUUUUAUCCAUGGUUCAAAAAGUCAUCAAAACUAAUUAUAACUUUAAAGAUCUGUAGUCAUGCAUCUUCCUUAAUCAACCUGUUUUCUGAAAGCCAUUAG
Polypterus senegalus (gray bichir) is the source of this 1023-nucleotide messenger RNA. Its product is annotated as trace amine-associated receptor 13c-like. Gene Ontology annotation, biological process: G protein-coupled receptor signaling pathway. The transcript has a single exon. Lineage: Eukaryota; Metazoa; Chordata; Cladistia; Polypteriformes; Polypteridae. Gene Ontology annotation, cellular component: membrane. Bases 1 to 1023 code for a protein of 340 amino acids. The record is from RefSeq and is a predicted model, not a curated record. Gene Ontology annotation, molecular function: trace-amine receptor activity.